Nerophis lumbriciformis (worm pipefish) is the source of this 1683-nucleotide messenger RNA. RefSeq names its product neuropeptide Y receptor Y7 (gene npy7r). Gene Ontology annotation, cellular component: membrane. NCBI's taxonomy places the organism in Eukaryota, Metazoa, Chordata, Actinopteri, Syngnathiformes, Syngnathidae. Gene Ontology annotation, biological process: G protein-coupled receptor signaling pathway. Gene Ontology annotation, molecular function: neuropeptide Y receptor activity. The record is from RefSeq and is a predicted model, not a curated record.
CGGGACGGAUCCACGAAGAUGCGCACCACGCUCUCGCAGCCUGGGAGGAGCUUGAAAUAUUCUCCCUUUACUUCACGCCGCCGUCGAGUGAAGACUCGCUUUGGAGAGGAGAUAUAAGAAGAAAGAAUCAAGCUGGGCCUGGCUUCCUCUCGGGUGUUUGCACACAGCCCGGAGUAGAAAUGAGUCCCCGGGAGUCGUCCAACAGCACGGGAUGGGACCCCGACGAAACGGACGUGUGGAACCAGGCGAAUGGGAGCGUGGAUUCCAACCUGCACGGAUUCCACAUAGACGUCACCAAGCACAUCGGGGUGCAGAUCACCCUGAUUGCGGCCUAUUCCUUAAUCAUCCUGCUGGGCCUGCUGGGGAACGCUCUGGUGGUCUACAUGAUCAUCCGCUACAGGAACAUGCGCACGGUCACCAACUUCUUCAUAGCCAACUUGGCGCUGGCCGACCUCCUGGUGGACACCCUGUGCCUGCCCUUCACGCUGGUCUACACCCUGCUGGACGAGUGGAAGUUCGGCGCCGUGCUGUGCCACAUGGUGCCCUUCGCCCAGGCACUGAGCGUGUACGUGUCCAUCCUGACCAUGACCGUCAUCGCCCUGGAGCGCUACCGCUGCAUCGUUUUCCACCUGGGUCAGCGCCUGACCUGGCACUCCAGCUUUCUCAUCAUGGCGUUCACGUGGACUACCUCGGCGGUGCUGGCGGCGCCCCUGGCCAUCUUCCGAGAGUACCGGCAAGAAGAGAUCCCCUCCAUUAAUCUGCACAUCCUAGUGUGCUCCGAGAAGUGGCCGCACGUCACCAGCAGCGUCAUAUACAGCCUCUCCAUGCUGCUCCUGCAGUACAUCAGCCCUUUAGCCAUCAUCAGUUACGCUUACAUUUGCAUCUGGGUCAAGCUGAAGAACCACAUUAGCCCGUCUACACGCAACGAUAGCAUCGCUCGGCGUAAAAAGACCACCAAAAUGUUGGCGCUGGUGGUGGUGGUGUUUGCAAUCUGCUGGCUGCCCUUCCAUGUGUUCCAGUUGGCCAGCGAUCUGGACCUGGUGCUCAGGUUAGAGGAGUACAAACUGAUAUACACCGUCUUCCAUAUCGUGGCCAUGUGUUCCACUUGCACCAACCCGCUGCUGUACGGAUGGAUGAAUAAAAACUACAGAAAUGGCUUCCUAAUGGUCUUCCGCUGCCAGGAUAAGCCAGAUUCUUUCCACCCCGAGGGCUCCUUCCGGACUCGCUCCACCAGGCGGUUAACGCUCAACGGCCGCAACGGCGGACACCCACCCACUGCGGUGUGAGACGCCUGCAUGAAGACAUUUGAAAAUGUUGCUUUUUUUUCCUCGGCACAAAGUAGGGAUGGACUAAAGUUCCUCGGAAAUGAUUUUAUCAAUUAAUCCACAGGUGUCAAACUCAAGCAUACUUGCCAACCCUCCCGAAUUUCCCGGGAGACUCCCGAAAUUCAGCGCCUCUCGCGAAAACCUCCCGGGACAAAUAUUCUCCCGAAAAUCUCCCGAUUUUCAGCCGAGGCUGGAGGCCACGCCCCCUCCAGCUCCAUGCGGACCUGAGUGAGGACAGCCUUUUUUCACGACGGGAGAACAACAGGGUGACAAGAAAUAAAUCAUCCAGACUAGAGAUAAAUUGUAUUAUUAUGUUUAUCUUACCUAAAAAUAAAUAUAUUUAUUAAUAAAAAAUAAA